Phytophthora nicotianae INRA-310 is the source of this 1895-nucleotide messenger RNA. RefSeq lists its product as hypothetical. NCBI's taxonomy places the organism in Eukaryota, Oomycota, Peronosporomycetes, Peronosporales, Peronosporaceae. The record is from RefSeq and is a predicted model, not a curated record. The transcript has a single exon. Bases 1026 to 1427 code for a protein of 133 amino acids.
UCCAUGAUCGGUGCAGCCGCGUAAAAGCGAACGCCAGCGGCACCUGCGACGAGCGGGUUUUUGCGGAACCGAUCAUCCUGAAGUGUAUCCAGAACGACCAUCGGCUCGCGAAUAUACACUGUAUAGGCGCAGAACGCGAUCUUACGCGGGAUCAUCCUGUGAGCUAGCCCCACGCUUGCUUUGAACCAUUGCCGAUGCUCGUCCAGGAAGCUUACUGCAGCCAUGGGGCACGACAAACGCGCCUUUGCGAGAUCGCAGAUCAUAUCGAACGGUUUCUCUGACUCCGAAUCAAGUACUUUGAGCGCGUACAAGGCUCGGAGUCGGUCUCCUUCGUCUGUGCUCACGGGUGGUCGAGGCCACGGGUGGGUCCACUCAGACGAGUGUUCACUAUUGUGCUGCUCAACCUCAAGAUUCCUCUUGCUAGCCUCGCCUGCUGCAUUGAAGUGAUCUUCCUUUAACUCCAAGUGUUGGCGUGGCUUUGGUGUAAGUGAACGGAGAAGCUCUUCGCUGUCUGGUUUGGACGAUGGGCCGGACGCAGGAGAAUGCAAGUGACUUUGUAACCACAUGCGAGACGCCUCCGACGUCACACUGAGGUGCGGUGAAGUAGCAUUAUUGGGGGAUCCUCCAGAGCGACGGUUUGAAUUGUUGAUCACACACGACAUACAUACGCGAACGCGGGUGGUGCCGAUGGUCGGAUCCACGUUGGCGUCCUUGUAUAGCGUGCAGUUCUUGCAAACGACCUCUCCGCACUGCGAUACAUCAGAGAAGCGUAAGAAUCCAUGAAAAGGAAAUCUUCCGGAACGUACGUAGACUUACCAUUCGGCAGUGGUGCUUGCGACGGAAGGUGCCGAACGGUCUGGUACAGACGUAGCACAAAUUACGCUCGUGGUCGGCGACCCAGUCGGCGGAAUCCACGAGAUGCAACACGAAGACGUCGUCGGUUGCCAUCUUGAUUCGGUGUUAGAGAUCACGAGAAGGUUUUAGCUUGUCGAUGCUGCAAGAGUACGCGAUGUUGUGGGGAUGGUAUGUAUUGCCGCAGUUGGGUCUGCACUUAUCUGCUUCGGGAAAAAAUGACUUAUGGUGCCGCUAGUGCCCUGGCAACGCGGCGACGGAGCGAAACGUCUUCUCACCACUCACCGUCUAUUCGAUGUUCCGUCGGCAGGGCGAGAAGGAGUCGGUGGCUCGCGCAAACGCAAGAAAAAAAUCGUAAAAUGGAGAACAAAUGGAGCUCCGUAGCCCUUGAGCGACGUUUUUUUCUGGCUCGUAGCUGUUGUUAUUUUUCGAUUCCGCCCUCCUCCCAACGUUCGCAACCUCCAUUUUUGCUCGUCGGAGAUCGUCGAGGGCUUCUAACCUCGCGCAAAAAUCCCUGGAGCCGGAAUGGGGAGGUAUGCAAUUCGACACUGCGUCGCACGAUCCGCGCAAAGUGAACCCAGGCGAAUAGUGUCUAAUAGUGUUCCCCCGCAGAAAGCUCUUUACAAACGCGCUCUGUGUGGUGGCGAUCCGUUUGAUGCGAUAUUCCGCCGCAAAUAAACUCGUCAAGGACAGUCCACAAAGUGGUUUAUUCGCUGCUGAACAACAAGUUCGAAUUGCUCGCUCCGUUGGUGGGAUAUGAGUUUACAAGAUCUGUACGUAAGUCAGGCGCAAACUACAGGACAGUGCUCCACGUUGACUAUUGCUCCAGUUUUCGUCAUCUAUCUAGCAAUCAGCUUGAUGAGUGGACGAGUUGAACCAUGCAAGACCCAAGUAUUUUGAAGCGAGCAACUUCUCUGUGGUCGCCGAGGCAGCGUACAGUUAAGCAAGCUAUUACAGAACGCCAAGCGUUUCGCUUGUGUCUAUUUCUUGCCGAGCAGGCUUAGAUUACUUGGCCGCUAUUGCACACACAACAACGAUGUCCC